Opisthocomus hoazin is the source of this 553-nucleotide messenger RNA. NCBI's taxonomy places the organism in Eukaryota, Metazoa, Chordata, Aves, Opisthocomiformes, Opisthocomidae. The record is from RefSeq and is a predicted model, not a curated record.
AUGAAGGAAAGGCUGCCAGGGCUGAGGGACUGCUGGCUCUGCACGGACUUGCUGUGUAACCUCGCCAAAAUCUCAGUGGUUCAUUGUUUUUAUUUCAGAGGUGGUGCAGAACUCUUGUUUGAUGGUGUCAAAAAGCAUCAGGUGACUUUGCCCUGUCAACCGGAGCCUUGGGACAUCAGAAACCUGCUAAAGUGGAUCAAACAGAAUCUGUUGAAAGAACGACCAGAAUUAUUUAUGCAAGGGGAAUCUGUGAGGCCAGGAAUUUUGGUGCUCAUCAACGACGCAGACUGGGAACUAAUGGGUGAGCUGGAUUAUAAACUCCAGGACCAGGAUAAUGUGCUUUUCAUCUCAACAUUGCACGGUGGGUGAACUCCUGGAAAGACAAGAGGAUGUAAAUCCAAACCCGUCAGCAAAAAACCCAAACAAACACCUAAACCCACCCCAACCUCUCUUGAACUGCCUGUGCCCGCCCUCUGCACCUUCCCACCGCGUUCACUCGUUUCUCGCCAUCCAAAUAAAGCCCCGCCAGCACGCGGCCUGCUGUCCACCACAA